Molecule: messenger RNA, 2491 nt
Organism: Mya arenaria
Lineage: Eukaryota; Metazoa; Mollusca; Bivalvia; Myida; Myidae
Product: heat shock 70 kDa protein 12B-like
Exons: 5
Coding region: 159-1547 (462 amino acids)
Molecular function (GO): ATP-dependent protein folding chaperone; ATP binding
Source: RefSeq, a predicted model, not a curated record
GUUAAUUUACAUACGUAUAAUUUGUUUAUUUGACAACACUUGACCGACAGUAUAAUCAUUUAAGUGUGUGUUCUUUUGAUUAAUACAGUUGGCUGGGUUUUAAUUUUGUCAUAGAUAUUAUCGGAAUUUACUUCCUUGAUCCUGCAGGCAUAAAGGUAAUGGCAUCCGCACAAACUUCCGGAGAUUGGAUGCUGGUGGCCGCAUUUGACUUUGGCACGACAUAUAGUGGCUACGCCUUCUCUCUUCGCGAUAAGCCGACGAUGAUCCAAACUAACCAAGCGUGGAAUGCUGGUUCCGAAGCACUUGUAUCACUGAAAACACCAACAUGUGUUUUACUUAACCCGCAAAAAGAGUUCGUUGCAUUUGGGGUUGAGGCUGAAGAUAAAUACCUGAGUCUUGUUGAACAGGGGCAGCACAAACCGUGGAUGCUGUUCAGAAGAUUCAAGAUGAUGCUUCAUAACAAUGAUGGAUUAAACCGAAACGCAACAGUGGAUGACAUCACAGGCAAGAAGAUGCCCGCAAUGACAAUAUUCGAAAUGUCCAUUCGCUACCUACGUGACCAUCUAGUUGACGCAUUGAAGAAGCAAGUGGACGGAAUCCACGAAUCAGACAUUUUAUACGUGCUUACUGUUCCCUCUAUUUGGAACGAUGCUGCAAGACAGUUCAUGCAUGAAGCGGCUGUAAUGGCUGGUCUAGCCAGUGAUCGAAUCAAGCUUGCACUUGAGCCAGAGGCGGCCUCAGUCUGGUGCCAACAUAUCAGCAGUAGCUUCAAUGCAGACAUUAGCAAGCCUGGCACUCAGUACAUGGUUGUAGACCUUGGAGGAGGAACAGCAGACAUAUCUGUUCAUGAAAAGAAAUUCGAUACAACUUUGAGAGAAAUACAUAAAGCCAGUGGUGGACCAUGGGGAGGUACCUGCGUUGACCAGAAUUUUAUCAAUUGGUUGACCAACAUAUUCGGGGAGAGCACGAUGUCCAGAUUCAGGGAGGAAGAAAUGGAGGGUUACUUUGAACUUUUGCGUGAAUUUGAGACGAAAAAGCGCACAAUAACCCCAGACACGGACGGACCUGUGACAUUUCGCAUCCCUAUAGUCUUAAGAAGUAUCCAUGAUGAGACUAUCAAACGAAAUCUUGAACAGAUGAAACUUACAGACGAAGUAGCUUUGCAAGGAGACAAGCUAAGAGUUGCAGCCAAUAUUGUAAGAUCUUGGUUUUCUGAGUCUAUCGAGAACACAACACAGCAUAUGAUCAACCUUCUUUCCGAGAGUAAACUGAUAAAUGUUUCUACCAUUUUGUUGGUUGGAGGCUACGGGGAAUGCAAGCUUGUACAAGAUUCAGUUACCAAGAAGAUAAGAAACAAGAAUAUCAUCAUACCCCAAGAAGCUGGACUAGUGGUGUUAAAAGGCGCGGUCAGAUUCGGACAUCUAUCUCGGUUGAUUACGUCUAGAGUAAUUAAACACAGACAUGGUUGUGUCUCUGAAGAUGCAAACAUACUCACUGGCUAUGAAAACGAAUCAGUGCUUGAUGGUGUUUUUAAGAGUUGUGCGUGAAGGCCUUGAUUGGACUUCCAAUGUUAUCAUUGUAGAUAAACCAACGGAAAAAUACUAAUAAUAUAUUUUUAAACUGGACUGAAUCACAUUAAAAUGUCUUUUUAAACAGAAUUUAGGUAGUUAUGUUUACCAUUUAAAAACAAAACAAUGGCACUGAGUCUGAGAAGUUACUUCCGAAUUUGUGUUAUCUGCCCUUGAAAAUCAAUUUUGAAAUUGGACUCAUCUGGGAUAUUGUAUGAAAUGUGAUAUUGUAUACUACAGAGUUGUUGUUAAAAACAGCGAAAAACUGAGUUUUGCAACAAAACUAUCAAAUUCGAGAUCAUUAUUAUUCUUAUUAAUUAUAUAUUGUGUAUUGUUUUCUAAAACAUGUGUAUUUUAACAUGUGUGUACUGUUUAUCGGAUCUUUAUUCAAAGGAUGGCCGGUCAGGAUAAAGGCACCAUCCGUUUGGAUCUGCCUAUUGUGCAUAGGUGAGUAACUUGAAAUGAAAUCAAUACAAGUUCAAAAUUUGAAAUUCUUACAGAAACGUAUGAACUCAAAAAUACCACUCGAACAAGAAAAUAUGCAGCCGGGUCACAAAAGUAUGCCUUCACGGUACUUUAAAGCAUGUUGUAUGUGACAACAGAUUUUACUACUUUACCUUAUGUGAUGAUUUAACAAACAUUAUUUUUUUCUGAUAUGUUGCAUAUAAUUAUUCAUUAAACAGUCGGAACCCGUUGGCUCGUUAUCCCAGGGACCGGCCAAAAUACUUCGAGCUUCGAGAAUAUCGAGCCAAGCGGGAAUGCUUACAUACCGUAAAGUUGAUCGGUCCUUGACAUCAAGUUCGAGCCUACGAGGAUAUCGAGUCAUGCGAUAUCGAACCAACGGGUUUCGACCGUAAUAAUCAUGUAUGAUCCAUAUGUCCAUAAUGUAAAUGACAUGUAUAAUUGAGACAUUAUGAAAUGCU